AUGGACGCGCCGUCCGAUAUGCAAGACAUUCCUGACCUCGCUCUGAAUAUGCAAUUGAUUCCCCCUGCCGAAGGGACUUAUCCUGACAGAGAAACCCUUCUUACCGCAGUACAGGCCCACGCGAAAUUACACGGAUACAAUGUGGUUGUUAAAUCAUCCAGUACCCCCACAGAGAAGAAACCCGGCCGUACUGCCAAAAUCUGGCUGCGCUGUGAUCGUGGAGGACAGUAUCGACCCCGUAAUGGGCUGACCGAGGAAACUCGCAAGCGUCGACGUACAUCAAGAUUGGUAGAUUGUCCCUUUAUGCUCCAGGCAGUAGGUUCUCCAGGUAUUUGGACCUUGAGCGUCCUGAAUGCAACUCACAACCAUGGUCCCGUUGUUGAAAAGCCUCGAUCAAGUCAGCACAAAGUCCGAAAGGGUCAAAUCCCAGCUGCUCCUUAUGAUUGGCCUCAUGACGCAACUUUCAGUCCUUUCACAACUGCUUUGGUGAUAAUUGAUAUGCAGAAAGACUUUUGUGCCCCGGGUGGAUAUAUGCACUACCAGGGUUACGACAUUUCUGCUGCGCAGGCGCUUAUUCCGAAGAUACAGCAAUUGCUGCAAGUUUUUCGCGCAGGGGGCUUUCCUAUCUACCAUACCCGUGAAGGUAAUAUACAUACUUUUCCAUGUAUUGGACUUGAACAAUCUAUUAACCUUAUCUUAGGCCACCGACCAGACUUGUCGACCCUCUCUAGCCGGGAGUCAUUUCGCUCGCGCAACAACGCCAACGGCCUGGGCAUUGGCUCGCAGGGGCCAUUGGGUCGUUUGCUAAUUCGUGGAGAGUUGGGCCAUGAUACCAUUGAUGAGCUCUACCCCAUUCUUGGGGAGCCAGUCAUAGAUAAACCCGGCCGCGGUGCCUUCGCACACACCGAGUUUGAACUCAUCCUCCGUAAUAAAGGCAUGAAGAAUCUUGUCCUUGUCGGCGUGACCACCGAUGUAUGUGUCUCUACAACCAUGCGUGAAGCCAAUGAUCGUGGCUUCGAUUGCGUUGUCUUGGAAGAUGGCACGGCUGCUAGCGAGCAAUCUCUCCGUGACAGCACAAUUUCAUCCAUCAAGAUGGAGGGUGGCAUCUUUGGCGCCGUCUCAAAGAUCCAAGAUGUGAUCAUUGCUGUGGACGCUUGCAAGUCGAAGAAGCAUGCGCCCCAGCAUGCGCCUUAG
Penicillium taxi is the source of this 1194-nucleotide messenger RNA. RefSeq names its product cysteine hydrolase family protein. NCBI's taxonomy places the organism in Eukaryota, Fungi, Ascomycota, Eurotiomycetes, Eurotiales, Aspergillaceae. The record is from RefSeq and is a predicted model, not a curated record. The transcript is spliced from 3 exons. Bases 1 to 1194 code for a protein of 397 amino acids.